Molecule: messenger RNA, 659 nt
Organism: Symphalangus syndactylus (siamang)
Lineage: Eukaryota; Metazoa; Chordata; Mammalia; Primates; Hylobatidae
Product: protein S100-A15A
Biological process (GO): endothelial cell migration
Cellular component (GO): extracellular exosome; cytoplasm
Molecular function (GO): transition metal ion binding; calcium-dependent protein binding; chemoattractant activity
Source: RefSeq, a predicted model, not a curated record
GUGAGACUUCGUCUGAAAAAAAAAAAAGUUAUUGGAAUAUUUUGAUAUCAGAAUUUCUGGGGAACGUUUGGAUUUCCAGAAUCUCUUUCACAUCAGCUGUAAUAUUCUCCAUCCACUGCCCCUGGCUGCUGCACCCCUGCACCUCCAGGUCUGCCCGUCUGCCUGGGGCCAGGGCCCAGCAGUCAUGACAGACACCCCAGUGGAGGAAUCCCUCUUCCAAAUCAUCCACUGCUUCCACCAGUAUGCAGCCCGGCAAGGCGAUAUGGAGACCCUGUCCCUGCAGGAGUUGCAGGCCCUGCUCAUGGACAAUGUGCCCCGCUUCAUGGACAGCUUGGGCCGGAAGGAGCCGUACUAUAUCACAGAGUUGUUCCAGGCCGCAGACAAGAACAAGGACAACCAGAUCUGCUUCGACGAGUUCCUCUACAUCUUGGGCAAGCUGGUGAAGGACUACCACCUGCAGUACCACCGGCAGCUGUGUGCCCGCUACUGUGCCCAACACAGCCUCUACUAGAGGGAGCUCAGGCAGCCUCCUGCCCACCGGAGCUGGACCCAGGAGGAGGCGGGACCUGGCUAUCAGGAGCUGAAUGGAGAACAAAGCUGUGUGUGUCUAUGUGUGUCCCUGUGUGUGUGUGCACAUGUGUGUACAUGUCUGUGGAAAG